Messenger RNA from Culicoides brevitarsis, 1490 nucleotides. RefSeq lists its product as uncharacterized. Bases 325 to 1434 code for a protein of 369 amino acids. Gene Ontology annotation, biological process: cellular response to misfolded protein. Gene Ontology annotation, molecular function: ATP hydrolysis activity; ATP binding. The record is from RefSeq and is a predicted model, not a curated record. The transcript is spliced from 3 exons. Lineage: Eukaryota; Metazoa; Arthropoda; Insecta; Diptera; Ceratopogonidae.
GCGAUUGAAAACUUGAAGACAAAAAUCAUAAUCUCUCGUAUUUUGCGACUUUUCGUUUUCUUUUUUGGGAAAAAAAGGAAAAACGCAUCAAAUUUGAAUGCACUAAACAUCUGAGCAAAUAUUUUUGUGUUGCGUGGGUUAUGCGUGGUCAUUGCGUGGUCAUAGUGCGAGUCUGGAAUAUAUGAGCUUUGCGUGAAAGAUUUGUACGAACUUUGAUUGAUUGAAAAAAAAACAAACAAAAACUUGGACUACGACAACAUUACAACAACAACGUUAUUUAAACACAAAAAAAGGACUUUACUACUGAAAAAAACUACGACAACAAUGCCAGUUGCAACAGUUUCACCUCCGGUUGUCAAUGGCAACCACGACAGCGACUCGGAAAAAAAGGAUUUUGGAAACUUAGUUGGGGACAACUACCAAUUCAACUUCAUUAAACGCAUCGAUGCCGACAUCAAGAUGGAAAGCAGUCCCGAAACGUCUCCGAAAAAGAUCAAUCCGGAGCAAUUGGACGUUUUCGAAGCAUUAGAAACGCAUGCGGAUAAGCAAUUGAAGCUAAACGACGGAAAACCGAAGAAAAUUCUCCGCAUGUCGAUGGAAGAUCUCAACGAAAAGCGUCACGAAAAGACAAAUUCGGCGAAAAAUUCACGAGGUUCCUCGAUGAAAAUGAUUUUUUUGCUCGUGACAGUUUUGGGCAUCACUUGUGGCGUUUUCUGGCAAGAUUUUCGUCGACAAUUGUUUCGACACUCUCGCAAGGAGUACAACAAACUAAUCCACGGACAAGCAUAUUGCACGGAUGACAUCGAUUUUGCCGCCAUGGGAAACGCUUUGCGUGAAGGCGUCGUUGGACAAAACGAAGCGUUGGGAAAAUUGGAAGAAGCGCUUAAAAGUCACCGUCAAUUCACCGCUAUUGUGUUACAUGGACCAACGGGCACGGGAAAAACUCUGACAACGCAACUGCUAGUUGAUAAUUUUCGCUGGCAGGAAAAUGUUCAAGUCAUGAUUUACAAUCCGAAUGACGCGACCUUCGACUUGGCUUCGAUAACGCGCGAUUUAUCGCAAUGCGGACACAAUUUGAUCAUCAUCGACGACUUGCAUCUCAUUAACAAGGACCUGCUUACGUUGCGGCAGAGCAUCGAGGAGGCGGCGCUCGCGAAACAGCAAAAAGUCAUCCUUGUGUUCGUCUUUAACGUGUCAAAGUUCGAGACGGAACGCAACGACGGACCCAUUUUCGAGCACUUGCCGAAAGAUGCAUUCCGCAUCAUCGAAUACAGACGCAUGACGGAUCUCGACCUCGACAAAUGCAUGGAGAAGAUAGAGAAGGAGCUGGCAGUUACUUUGUCGCACGAACAACGGGACACGGUACGCCAGAGUGUGGAUGUAACCAAGAGUGGCUGUAAAAAUGUUAGAUCUAAAGUGAGUUUGUAUUCGUAAAUUUCGUUUUAAUUUUUUUCAUUUAACAACAACAAAAACGAACAAAUGCACGCCAA